AUGGUCAAUAAGAGCAUUGAUCCCAUACUAAAUUUCAACUUGGUUUGCUGCGUCGGCGGCGGCUUCAUUGCUCUCUUUGGACUGGUUUCAUAUCUUCUGAAAGAGGGAUUUUAUGUGACGGAACCGCUUGUGUCUCUCUGCGCCGGAGUUUUCCUAUCGCCAUACGGUAUUCGUCUCAUCCGCCCACAUGAAUACGCCAGCUCUCCAGAAGCGCUCGCUACUGUCACCCUUUGCUUCACGCGCCUCGUCCUGGGAAUCCAACUUGUUAUAGCUGGAAUACAGCUGCCCAGCAGAUAUCUCAAGACAGAAUGGCAGAGCCUGGCCAUCUUGCUCGGCCCUGGAAUGUUGGGCAUGUGGGUCAUUACCAGCUUUCUGGUAUGGCAACUCGUGCCAGACCUCGGUCUGGUCCAGAGCCUUAUCGUCGGUGCUUGCGUGACGCCAACUGAUCCUGUCCUUUCGAAUUCGAUUGUGAAGGGAACAUUUGCUGACAAGCACAUGUCGAGACCACUUCAAAAGAUAAUUAUUGCAGAAUCAGGCGCCAAUGACGGUCUUGGCUACCUUUUCCUCUUCCUCCCGCUAUAUCUGGUCAAAUUCGCUGGUCAAGAAGGUGGAACAUCAACGGCGGUGACCUCCUUUCUGAGCGUGACUUGCUUGUACACCAUCUUGCUAAGCGUUGUUUAUGGCGCUGUUGCAGGCUGGGCGGCGAAACAUCUGCUCUUCUGGGCAGACAGAAGACGCAUGGUCGAUAAAGAAAGCCUCCACCUAUUUGCCAUAGCUCUAGCUCUCUUGAUCAUAGGUACUGUCGGACUCAUCGAUGCGGACGAUGUAUUGGCCUGCUUCGUAGCGGGAAACACCUUCACCUGGGAUGAUUGGUUUCGCGAGCAGACAGAGCAUGAUUCCCUUCAGCCUAUCAUGGACUUCCUCCUCAACGUGGCUGUGUUCAUGUGGCUUGGCGCCGUGUGUCCGUGGGAAAAGUUCUUUUCUGGGGACGUCAUACCAAGCUCUCGACUCAUUCUGCUCGGUAUUCUGGUUCUUCUCCUUCGUCGCCUGCCAGUCAUAAUCGCUCUCCAAAAACAGAUUCCUCAAAUCCGCAGCUUCCGCCACGCGCUUAUCAUGGGCUUCUUUGGCCCAAUCGGCAUAAGCGCAAUUUUCUAUCUGUAUGUCACGCAGGACUUUUUGCUCCGCAUCCAACUCGAACAUCCAGAGCGGGAGGACUGUAUCGCGUUGGCUCAAGUGACCCUGGUCAUAGUAUGGUUUCUCGUGAUUUCUAGCGUCGUCGUACACGGACUGGCCAUUCCUCUCGGUAGCCUUGCGCUAUUGUCUCCACGUGUGUUCAACAGUAUUAGGCGCUUGGGUACUGACAAAGACGACUCAGCCCGAAGAAUCAACAGGGACAAUACUGCCGCGGAGACUCAGCCUUUACUUCCUGAGCCUUGA
Molecule: messenger RNA, 1437 nt
Organism: Alternaria burnsii
Lineage: Eukaryota; Fungi; Ascomycota; Dothideomycetes; Pleosporales; Pleosporaceae
Product: na h antiporter
Exons: 5
Coding region: 1-1437 (478 amino acids)
Biological process (GO): sodium ion export across plasma membrane; regulation of membrane potential; proton export across plasma membrane
Cellular component (GO): plasma membrane
Molecular function (GO): sodium:proton antiporter activity
Source: RefSeq, a predicted model, not a curated record